AUGGACGAGAAGAAUCGCAACAUUUCCGCCUCCUCCUUUGGCAAGCUGGUCGCCUUUGACCCUUCCGCGGAGCCGUCCUCUCACUACUGGUCUGAUUCGAACACGCCGACCAGAAGAAACUCCAUCCACUCUGCCUUUUCUCGAUCCGACGACCACCAGCACCAUGACGCCGCCGCCGCGUCUUCCCGUCUCGACAUGGAGGCCCAGCUGCACAAGCACUACAAGGGCGCCUCCGUCUUCGACAACACGUCCGACUUUCACGAAAAGGCUUCCUCGCCGGCGGCAGACCCCUACAGCCCCGACCGCCCCAGCCUAUCUUUCAAGCAGCGCCUUCAUCACUUCACAUGGGCCUGGUACACAUGGCCCAUGAGCACAGGCGGGCUGGCCUUGCUCAUCGGCAACCAGCUCAAGACGUUCCCUGGCCUCAACACGAUUGGCUUUGUCGUAUACAUUCUCAACCUUGUCAUCUUCUCCUUCGUCACCACCUGUCUUGUACUCCGCUUCUGCCUGCAUAAGGGCGACUUUGCCCGUUCCAUCACGCAUCCUCGAGAGGGCUUCUUUGUACCAACAGCCUUUCUUUCUUUUGCCACCGUCAUCACGAGUACGCACAAGUACUGGAUUCCUGACAAUGACGGAGCACUGUCGUGGGCCAUCCAAGGCGUCUUUUGGGGCUAUGUCCUCCUCACUCUGACCCUUGCCGUCGGCCAGUACAGCUUUGCCUUUGCCGCACACAGUCACAAGCUGCAGACCAUGAUGCCCACCUGGAUUCUCCCCAUCUUUCCCAUCAUGCUGUCGGGCACCAUCGCAUCCGUCAUCGCAAAGACACAGGCCGAAAUCUCCAUCUUGCCUGUUGUCGGAGCCGGCCUUACCUGCCAGGGCCUGGGCCUAUCCGUUGCCAUGCUCAUGUACGCACACAUGAUUGGAAGACUGAUGCAGUCCGGCCUCCCCAACAGGGAGCACCGACCGGGUCUGUUCAUGUGCGUAGGCCCGCCAGCCUUCACGGCCCUGGCUCUCAUUGGCAUGGCAAAGUCUCUGGAGCGGUCGAGUGCCCUCAGUGAAUCGCUGCUGGACAAGGUCGUUCUCUACAACCUGGCCAUUAUCAGUGCCGUGUUUCUCUGGGCCCUGAGCCUCUGGUGGUUCGGAAUCGCAGUCGUUGCUAUCAUCCAGUCGCCCCCCGAGUACUUCCAUCUGGGUUGGUGGGCCGCCGUCUUCCCCAACACAGGCUUCACUCUGGCAUCCAUCUCCAUGGCCAGAGAAUUCGGCAGCGAGCCUCUCAUGUGGUGCACCACGGUUAUGAGCAUCUGCAUGAUCUGUGCUUACUUGUUUGUCCUUGCAUUCCAGGUUCGAGCAGUCGUUAUCCAGGACAUCAUGUACCCUGGGAGGGACGAAGAUGUCGAAGAUCACUAG
This is a messenger RNA of Cordyceps militaris CM01, 1407 nucleotides long. RefSeq names its product C4-dicarboxylate transporter/malic acid transport protein, putative. The coding region runs from base 1 to 1407 and encodes 468 amino acids. The record is from RefSeq and is a predicted model, not a curated record. Lineage: Eukaryota; Fungi; Ascomycota; Sordariomycetes; Hypocreales; Cordycipitaceae. Gene Ontology annotation, biological process: malate transmembrane transport. Gene Ontology annotation, molecular function: malate transmembrane transporter activity. The transcript has a single exon. Gene Ontology annotation, cellular component: membrane.